GCUGUGCCGUCAAUGAGUCGACCCUGCCGUAAACAUUAGCAACAGAAGAAGCUAGCUAGCGACUGUAAACAAAGCUGAGCCGACUGUCUGUUAAACAACUCAACAACUGCUCAACGUGGAGAGAAGAUAUGAGGAUAAAUACCUCUACAUAACACUAAAUGCUCUUCUGCCCGGCCCUACAGCAGCAGUUCAGUCCGGCCCUGGAGCUGCCAUGACCCGGCCUGCAGUCUGACUGGAAGAUAAUGGCUGCAGAGCUGUUUCCCACCAAGAAGCUGGUCCCCUCCGCCUCAGCGAGCAGCAGCACCACCUCCUCCUCCAUCAUCCAGCACUACCAGCAACAGAACCGGACCAACAACAACACCAGCACCGCUGCACAGCGCUGCUGCAACUGGCAGGGCCUGUUCCCGACCAUCCGAGAGAGGAAUUCAGUCAUGUUCAACAAUGAAAUGAUGGCAGAUGUUCACUUUGUGGUCGGGCCGCCUGGCGGGACACAGCGAGUACCAGGACAUAAGUACGUCCUGGCCGUCGGCAGCUCUGUGUUUCACGCCAUGUUUUAUGGAGAACUGGCGGAGGAUCAGGACGAGAUCCGGAUCCCUGACGUGGAGCCUCCUUCGUUUCUGGCCAUGUUGAAGUAUAUCUACUGUGAUGAGAUCGACCUGUGCGCUGACACCGUGCUCGCCACCCUCUACGCCGCCAAAAAGUACAUCGUGCCUCACCUGGCCCGGGCCUGUGUCAACUUCCUGGAGACCAGCCUGAGCGCCAAGAACGCCUGCGUGCUGCUGUCUCAGAGCUGCCUGUUCGAGGAGCCCGACCUGACUCAGCGCUGCUGGGAAGUGAUCGACGCUCAGGCUGAGCUCGCUCUGCGAUCCGAAGGCUUCUGCGACAUCGACACCCAGACGUUGGAGAGCAUCCUGCGGCGGGAGACGCUCAACGCCAAGGAGAUGGUGGUGUUCGAGGCAGCGCUGAACUGGGCCGAGGCCGAGUGUCAACGACAAGACCUGACGCCGACUAUCGAGAACAAGCGUUUGAUGCUGGGGAAGGCCAUCUACCUGAUCCGCAUCCCCACCAUGGUGCUGGAGGACUUCGCCAACGGAGCGGCGCAGUCUGGUGUACUCACGCUCAAUGAGACCAAUGACAUCUUCCUGUGGUACACCGCCGCCAACAAGCCUGAACUGUUGUUUUGCUCCAAACCUCGUAAAGGCCUGGCGACGCAGCGCUGCCACCGCUUCCAGUCCUGCGCCUACAGGAGCAACCAGUGGCGGUACAGAGGCCGCUGCGACAGCAUCCAGUUCGCUGUGGACAAACGCGUCUUCAUCGCCGGCUUCGGCCUGUACGGCUCCAGCUGCGGUUCGGCUGAGUACAGCGCCAAGAUCGAGCUGAAACGUCAGGGGGUGUCGAUGGCCCAAAGGAUCAUCAAGUACUUCUCAGAUGGCUCCAGCAGCACUUUCCCUGUGUCGUUCGACUACCCGGUGCAGAUCGAGCCUGACACCUUCUACACCGCCAGCGUGGUGCUGGACGGCAACGAGCUCAGCUACUUCGGUCAGGAGGGCAUGACAGAGGUGCAGUGUGGGAAAGUGACCUUCCAGUUCCAGUGCUCCUCGGACAGCACCAACGGCACCGGAGUGCAGGGAGGCCAGAUUCCCGAACUUAUCUUCUACGCCUGAGUCGGGCGUGAGGGAGGACGCCGCAGAGAUUCCUGCUUCACUGUCAUGUAGACUUUUACUUUGAAAGUGUGGAGACGAGUUCUCAGGAAGCUGUUUGAAGAGGGAGGGACUUCUGGAUUUACUGCUGAGCCUUCGAGACGUGACGACAGUUUGAUUGAAACAUGAAGACACGAUUUGAAGAAGUCUGAAUCCUCACAUUCCUUCACACCUCUGUUGUUGUUGUUUUUGUUUACAGCAGCUGUUGUUGAUUUGUGGUCAUCGCUGUUUCAGUCUCUCUUAGUAAAGCAGGAAUUAUAAACAAACAUAUGAGUUAUUGGUUACCAUUAAAGCAGUUGAAGGCAGUUUAUUUUUGGUGAUAUUGGAUUAAAUUUUCAGCAUAUUGUAAUUCAAGUGGUACCCCAGAGUAGCCAGAAUUUGCAAGUACAGCCCUCAACCUGCAGCUCUCUGUCCAAAACCGCUCCCAUCAGACGAGGGGGGGCAUAUGCACGCACUUCAUACAGUGACCUGUACGAGUACUAGUCAUUAAUUUCAAACAUCAUCCCGA
Sebastes umbrosus (honeycomb rockfish) is the source of this 2208-nucleotide messenger RNA. RefSeq names its product BTB/POZ domain-containing protein 3-like. Gene Ontology annotation, cellular component: cytosol. The record is from RefSeq and is a predicted model, not a curated record. Gene Ontology annotation, molecular function: protein binding. Bases 243 to 1664 code for a protein of 473 amino acids. Gene Ontology annotation, biological process: neurogenesis; cerebral cortex development; dendrite morphogenesis. NCBI's taxonomy places the organism in Eukaryota, Metazoa, Chordata, Actinopteri, Perciformes, Sebastidae. The transcript has 5 exons.